Messenger RNA from Artibeus jamaicensis (Jamaican fruit-eating bat), 4784 nucleotides. RefSeq names its product pleckstrin and Sec7 domain containing 4 (gene PSD4). Gene Ontology annotation, cellular component: ruffle membrane. The record is from RefSeq and is a predicted model, not a curated record. Gene Ontology annotation, molecular function: guanyl-nucleotide exchange factor activity. NCBI's taxonomy places the organism in Eukaryota, Metazoa, Chordata, Mammalia, Chiroptera, Phyllostomidae. The coding region runs from base 433 to 3441 and encodes 1002 amino acids. Gene Ontology annotation, biological process: regulation of ARF protein signal transduction. The transcript has 17 exons.
CCCCAGGCCCUGGGGGAAGAAGGGCGUGAUUCUCUCUGGACCAUUGCUGAGGCGUGGGGGGUGGUGCGGGUAAGGGCCCGUGAGGCACUGGGCCUGGGAGUGGAGGCUCCUGGCCUGUGGGCAGGAAGUGUGAGGUGCGCAGCAGCUGGGGAGCCCUGGGGAGGCCAGGGGAGCAGAGCGGGAGGGGUGAGAGUGUCUGGGGGUGCGGGGAACGGAAGUCGGAAGCGCCAGCCACCACAUUCACCACUCACAGGACGGACAGGCUGUGCAGCAGGAACUGCCCCCUGGGGCCAGGCUCACUGGUCCUUUCCUGGGGUCUUUGAAGGGCCGAGUGGAUUCCCGAUGCCCCUGUGGCCGGUGCUCCCCCAAUCCACAAAAUGAGACGGUGAAGGUGGACACUUCUGGGGGCUCCUGCACGCUUGCUCUCUGUGGAUGAUGGGUGACGAAAGACUCUGUGAACACCCCAAUCCUGUGGAAGUUCUCAACGUCUAUUUGGGAGACAAUCUGCAGCCCCGCCAAGGAGUGCACCCGAGGGAAACACGCAGCCAUCUGGACCCGCCCAACCCUUUCCCGGAACAGACCUGGGCAUCCAGUCAGAAAGAGCAUCUAACUCUUUCUGGUUCCACGAGGCAAGAUGCUCCUCCCGGGGGCUGCAGCGCAGAGCCUGAGGGCCAGGGGAGCAAGUCUCCCCAGGAGGGCCCACGGCAGAGCCAGAGUUCAUCGACCCAAGUGGUGUUCUGGGCGGGUAUCCUGCAGGCCCAGAUGUGUGUCCUGGACCUGGAGGAGGAGCUCGAGAAGACUGAGGAGCUCAGGGCAGGGCUGAGGUCCUGCAUCCCCAGGGCCCCUGUGGACUGCCCCCCUUUCUCCUCCAACCCGGCCAGCCCCCUGGACUCAGGCCUCCAGCCCAGGCCACCCAAGGAGGCGGCCUCUGGGGAAUGCGGCAGCAGAGCUGAGGGAGCGGACCUGGCCUUGGGAAGCCCCGGGGAGGAGACUCCAGGCUCCUCCCCGGAGUGGGGCGCUGAGGAGGAGAGCGCUUUCUGUGACAACCCCCUCUUCCUGGGGAGCCCUUGCUCAGACACCGAUGCUCCCAGAGAGCACUUUCCCUGGCGGUUCCCGGCCUCCUGCUCUGAUGCGAAGCCUGAGAGCCCGCAGACGCUGGAGCCUCCUCGGCUGGGAGGCAGCGAGCCAGGGGGACUGGGAGAUGAGCCAGACUCAGGGGAUCACAUGGCUAAUUCCAGCGGGCACAGCACCCCUCCGUUCCCCGUGCCCACCUACACACCGCACUCCUCCUUCCGGGCAGCACUGGACACCACCCACCAGGCUCCGGCAGCUCCACCUGGACUGGGCGAGGGUGAGACUUCUCUGGCGGGCAGUUUCCAUCCUGCAGCAUCCUGUGUGGACAGAGCACUGACCUGGGAAACACGAUAUAUCAGAUCUGGCCCUGGCCCUGCUGCCCAUCCUGUGCAGCCUUCGGCCCUGCCCGGUCCUGAGGGCUGGCAGACUGAACAGGGUCCUCCCUGGCCCUGGGUGCCCCUUAUCUCCCAGGACAGAGACGAUAGAGAUGCUGAGUGUUCCCAGGAGCCUGCUCCCUGCACCCCAGCCUCUGGCCCCUGGUGGGGCCCAGACGCUGCACCGGAGCCCAGCCGCCCUGAGUCUGAGGACAGAGACCCCGGCUCCAGGCCUGGCCCUAUGUCCUCCCAGGAGGGCAGACCUCAGCCCCAGAGCAGCCACCCCAGUAGCAUCUUCCCCACGUGGACCCUGGAGACUUCCUGCCCUUCACUCCUGGAGACAGACAGGGCACAGCCUGGUUCCUUGGAGAGAGAGGAGGCCAGAGAAGCCCCAGCCCCAGGGGAGGAAGUGAAGAGUGAGGGCCCUGCUGGCACCACAGACGCCAGAGCUGUCCAGCCCACUGUUCACCUGACGCCUUCAGGAGGGCUUCCUGAGGACCCCAUGCCCCAGGAGAAGUCCCCAGAGGAGGGCCAGGGGCCGCAGGCUGCAGACAAGCUGGCUAAUGGCGUCAGGACGGAGAAGCUGGCCUGGGACCUGGCCUCCCGCCUGUACCGCCUGGAGGGCUUCCGGAAGUCCGAAGUGGCUGUGCACCUGCGGAAGAACGACGACUUCAGCAGGGCUGUGGCUCAGGACUACCUGUCCUUCUUCCAGUUUGGUGGCCAGAGCCUGGACCGCGCCCUCCGGGGCUUCCUCCAGGCCCUGGUGCUCAGCGGGGAGACCCAGGAGCGGGAGCGAGUCCUCUACCAGUUCUCCAGACGCUUCCAUCAGUGCAACCCUGGGCUCUUCUCCUCAGUGGAUUCCAUACACACCUUGACCUGUGCUAUCAUGCUCCUGAACACGGACCUGCACGGACAGAACAUUGGGAAGAGCAUGAGCUGCCAGGAGUUCAUUACCAACCUGAACGGCCUGCAAGACGGUGGAAACUUCCCCAAGGAGCUGCUGAAGGCCCUGUACUGGUCUAUCCGAAGUGAGAAGCUUGAGUGGGCCCUGGAUGAGGAAGACACAGCCAGACCUGACAAGGCCCGGCCGUCGCCCACAGUUGGCAAGAUGAACAACCCCUUCCUCCAGCUGCUCCAGGACCCCACGGUGCCCACCUACAAGCAGGGCAUCCUGGCUCGAAAGAUGCAUCACGAUGUGGACGGCAAGAAGACACCAUGGGGCAAGCGCGGCUGGAAGAUGUUCCACACUUUGCUUCGAGGGAUGGUCCUCUACUUCCUGAAGGAAGAGGACCGUGGCCUCGAGGGGGAGAAUUUGAUGGGGCAGAUGGUAGACGAGCCUGUGGGGGUGCACCACUCGCUGGCCACGCCGGCCACCCACUACACCAAGAAGCCAUACGUCUUCCAGCUGCGGACUGCUGACUGGCGCCUCUACCUCUUCCAGGCACCCACCGCCAAGGAGAUGAGCUCCUGGAUCGCGCGCAUUAACCUGGCCGCUGCGGUGCACUCUGCACCGCCCUUCCCCGCAGCCGUGGGCUCCCAGCGCCGGUUUGUGAGGCCCAUUCUGCCCGUGGCUCCGGCCCAGAGCUCCCUGGAGGAGCAGCAUCGAUCCCACGAGAACUGCCUGGACGCCGCCUCGGACGAUCUGCUAGAUUUGCAAAGGAAAUUACCUGAGCGGCGGGGUCGCAGCCGGGAGCUGGAGGAAUACCGCCUGCGGAAGGAGUACCUGGAGCACGAGAAAACCCGCUAUGAGAUGUACAUGCAGCUGCUGGUGACCCGUCUGCACUGCCCCUCAGAUGACCUGGACCUGUGGGAGGAGCAGUUGGGGAAAGAGGCUGGAGAUGCCCAGGAGCCCAAGCCCAGCCUGAAGAAGUCCCACUCAAGCCCCUCUCUGCACCAGGAUGAGGCCCCCACCACGGCCAAGGUGAAGCGCAACAUCUCAGAGCGAAGAACCUACCGGAAGAUUAUCCCCAAGCGGAACCGCCAUCAGCUGUGAAGCAGCGUCACCUCGCAGACUUUGGCCCCUGCUCUGAGGUGGACCUGGGGUGGAACCCUCUGGGGAGCCCCUGUCAGUGGCCCCAUGGCCAGGGUGAGGCCCCUCCUUCCCUGCUGGAGGGCAGCCCAUCUGCCUCUCUGAGCUUUGCCAGGACUGCUCCACCUGCCCCACUGUGGAGCUGUCCCAGUCUCUGGCCCUCCUGAAGGAGGAGGGAAGCCAAAGAUUUGGCUCCACCCUUAGAGUUUGUCCCACAUCACUCUCCACUCCUCCAAAAUCCGGAGUGGCUGUUUCCUGAGCCUGGGAGCAUCUCAGCACUUGUUUGAGAAGCAGAGAAUGAUGGGCCCUGAGCUUCCUAGAAAGUCCAGGGCAGCGGAGGCCUCUGGGCAGUUAUGUCCUGGGGGUGGUCUUGCUCUGGGAAUCAGGUGACCUACUGAAAGAGGCCCUGGAAGACCCCAGCCAGUCUCCUUGGGCCCUGAGGCAGCAGGGUCACUCCGGCCCUGCCCUGGGAGGGGACAGCGUUUAAGCAGGCAGGCAGGCCUCAGGGCCCAAGGUGGCUGACUGACCCUGGGGCUGUGCCUUUGUCUCCCAUUCCCUACAGUGGGCCCCGCACCAGAGCAACUGAGAGCGUCCCACCUCCCAUGUCCAAUUGCCAGUCACAGAACUGGGCCGAUGGCCCAAAAGUGGUGGGGGCUCUAGGGGAAUCCUGGACGAGGGGCCAUUGUGUCCCCAAGGCCAGGAAAGAGGUUCAGCUCCCUGGGGAGGCUGAGCAUAAGAGGUGGUGACCCACCCCCGGGGGCUGUCUUGGAAGGAGAUGCAGCUGAGGAGAGUGUGAGGACCAGACCCCCUCCCACACACCUCAUCCCUUAAAGCUUCUUUCCCCAGGGCCGCCAGGCCCCCCCCCGCACCCCUGCCCUCCCUGAGAAGUCCCCUCGAGCUGCCCUCUGGCUGCUCCCAGCUGAGCCUGUUCUCAGGGGCAGGGGACAGGUGGGGGUUCCGGACACUCAGGGACCUGAGGCCGUGCCUGUGGGAAGGAGGCUGGGCUGGAGGAACAGCCACCAUUGUCUCUGUUCAGCCAAGUGUGCCCGCAGGCUGCCGCCAAGAGCGGCCUCCCUGAUGCCUGCCUGCCGCCCGCUGGCUGGCGCGCUGCCUCUCCAGCCUCCCUGCUGGGCCUCCUCCUCCCCUCCAUGUCCAUGCUUGUGACCAGCCCUGGGGCCUGCAACUCCCCCAAGUGGGGCUGGCCCUUGGGGGUCAGAGGCGUCUGACCAGGGCCUGGGGCUGAGCCAUACACCCAAUGGGUGUGCAAUAAAUACAGGUCAGUGAAGAAAGUUGUGCACAAGUGUGUG